Molecule: messenger RNA, 888 nt
Organism: Atta colombica
Lineage: Eukaryota; Metazoa; Arthropoda; Insecta; Hymenoptera; Formicidae
Product: facilitated trehalose transporter Tret1-like
Exons: 4
Coding region: 1-888 (295 amino acids)
Biological process (GO): transmembrane transport
Cellular component (GO): membrane
Molecular function (GO): transmembrane transporter activity
Source: RefSeq, a predicted model, not a curated record
AUGGGGUACAGUUUUAUUUGUGCCAUGACCUGCUUUGUGAUUACUUUGGUAAAUCUAUUGCCCGAAAGUCCUUUUUAUCAUCUCACGAAGAAUAACGAAAUAAAAGCGAAGGAUUCUUUAAAAUGGUAUCGUGGCCAAACUUAUGAUGAUAUUGAAAUAAAGGAAUUGAAAUAUCGUGUAAGCCAUUUAGAAAAGAUUACAAUAAAUGUCCUUAAAAACCGAUACGUUCUUAGUUCUUUCUUUGCAUGCUUUUUUGCGUUCCUGGCUCAACAAUUAAGCGGCGUUAAUAUUAUGAUUUUCUACGCUUUAACACUCUUCAAUGUUGGUGGAUCAGGUGAUUUAACUGGAAGCGAACAAACCGUCCUUAUUGGUGGAGUACAAAUAUUGUCUUGUUUCCUAGCGAUGUGUCUAAUAGACGUAGUCGGACGGCGAAUAUUGCUAAUUGUAUCUUCGGUACUUAUGGGAUUAUUCCUUAUACUGUUAGGAUGGUUUUACAAAUUGAGGGAUCAAAAUCCAGAAUAUGACGACUUGUAUUUUUGGAUGCCGCCAACUUGGACAACUCUCUUUUUCGCUGCUUUCAAUAUCGGUGUCGGACCGAUUUCAUGGGCGCUAUUAGGCGAUGUUUUUCCUAUGCAAAUCAGAGAGACUGCCGUUGCCUGUGCAGCUGCUUUUAAUUGGGCCCUCUCUCUAAUAACAGCAAUAGCAUUCGGAGAGAUGCUGGGUGUCCUUGGUGUCCCAAAGACUAUGUGGCUCUUUGCUGGCUUUUGCUGGACAGCUGGAGUACUUUGCGCCUUAUUUGUAAAAGAUACUCGUGGUCAUAGUCUGGCCAAAAUACAAAAAAGUUUUAGCCUUGAGAAUGAGCAAAUAGAAAUGAACAGUAUGGAGUGA